Molecule: messenger RNA, 1632 nt
Organism: Hansenula ciferrii
Lineage: Eukaryota; Fungi; Ascomycota; Saccharomycetes; Phaffomycetales; Wickerhamomycetaceae
Gene: RRN5
Product: Rrn5p
Exons: 1
Coding region: 1-1632 (543 amino acids)
Biological process (GO): transcription initiation at RNA polymerase I promoter; nucleolar large rRNA transcription by RNA polymerase I
Cellular component (GO): RNA polymerase I upstream activating factor complex
Molecular function (GO): RNA polymerase I general transcription initiation factor activity; rDNA binding
Source: RefSeq, a predicted model, not a curated record
AUGACAGUCAAACGAAAGAUUUCAUUGGAUAAUGGCUUAGAAAACAUCAAACAAGAACAAUCCAAAAGACAGAAAGUUGAUGGUGAUGAUGAUGAUGAUUUCCAAUUUGAUAAAGAUCAAGCAUACAACUCAAUCCUAGAAAAAAUCAAGAAAAGAGAAUUAGGAUAUAAAAUUACCAAAAAAUCAUUCAAUAUUUAUUAUGAAGAUUUUAUCAAGAGAGAAUCAAAACCAUUUGAAGCAAAAUUCCAAUCAAAAGAUAGUUUUUUAAAAAGUUCAUAUAUAUCAAAACAAGGUUCAUUUCAAGGAUUAAAACCUAGAUCUGAAAGAACUAAAUUAGGUACAUUAUGGAGUAGUUUUGAAAAAGAAGUAUUUUUUGAAUAUUUAUCAAGAUAUGGCCCCAAGCAACCUGAAAAAAUUAAAGAAAGAUUACCAAAUAAAUCUAUUAUUGAAGUGGAAAUUUAUAUUGAUUUAUUACAAAGAAACCUGAAUUAUUAUAAGUCACAUAAAUCAAGGUUUUUCAACUUGAUCAAGUAUGAAGAUAUCCCAAUUGCUUGGGAAAUUGAUGAAUUAACUAUAUCAAUUGAAGAACAAAAUGUUUUAAAUAAUGAAGUUUAUACAUCUCAAACACAAUUUGAUAAAUUAAGAGAUCAAGAGAGUUUAAAAUUAACAUUAUCCACAAAUGAUGAAAAUGAAUUGAUUAAUACAUCACAAUUAAAUUCUAUAGCAUCCUUUUAUCAUAUGAAUCAUUUAUAUGAAUAUCCUUUAUCAUCAAAUGAUGAAGAAAUUGAACCAAAUUUAGGUGAUUCAUACCAAUUAAUCAAAACAAUAAUAACAAACAUGACAAAACUUUUAAUCAAAACAAUAAUCCAAGAUAAAAUUUAUCAAAAUUCUAAAAAAAUUGAAAUCUCCACACAAGGUGAUGAAUUAAUAAUCCCAGUUAAUUUAACAGAUAUUAUCCAAGCAUUUCAAUUAAAUUUCCCUAAAAGGGUCGUGGGAUUAAGAGAAUAUAUGAAAAAUUUACAUAAUAGAUUAGAAUUUGAUAUUGAAGUUGAAUAUUCAAAACAAAAAAAAUUCCAGGAUGUUAUACCUAUCCCCAAAACUUUUGAAAGUUUUAGGAUUAAUCAUGAAUUAGAUAUUACAGAGGAGGAGGAAGAGGAACUUUUACUAGAUGUUCCAGAAGGUGAAGAAGAAGAUGGGGAUGGGUUUAUUAUUGAUUCAAUGGAAGACCUUGAUAAUAAAUUAGCACUCAAAUUAUUUUAUAAAUCAGAUUAUGAAAUAAAUUUACAAGAUUUGGAGAGAAGUAAAUUUGAAAAUGAAAAAUUAUUAUAUGAAUGGGAUUCACAAAAAUCAAUUGAAAUUUUUAAUAAAAAUUUUGAUCAUUGGUUGGAAAAGGAAUUUAAUUCUCAAAAAUUUGAAACCAGAAUCAAAAGACCUAAAGUAAAACCAAAUUUAAAUUCAAUGAUUAUUAAAAAACAAGAAUAUUUUAAAAACUUGGUGGAGUUUGAAGAUCCUGAUAUAGAUGAAAUAUUUAACCAGAUUGAUGAAGAACUAGAACCCUCUGAACAAGAAGAACCUCAAGAUGAUGAAAUAACAAAAGAAAUGUUGAUAUUAUAUAACCUAUCAUUUGAUUAA